This is a messenger RNA of Pestalotiopsis fici W106-1, 5499 nucleotides long. RefSeq lists its product as uncharacterized. The coding region runs from base 1 to 5499 and encodes 1832 amino acids. NCBI's taxonomy places the organism in Eukaryota, Fungi, Ascomycota, Sordariomycetes, Amphisphaeriales, Sporocadaceae. The transcript has 14 exons. The record is from RefSeq and is a predicted model, not a curated record. Gene Ontology annotation, molecular function: chitin binding; hydrolase activity, hydrolyzing O-glycosyl compounds. Gene Ontology annotation, biological process: carbohydrate metabolic process.
AUGUAUCCGGCCUUAGGCUACCUUACAUUCUUUAUUUUCUUGUUCGUUUACAACUUCCCCGCUCAGGGACAGCAAAAUGCCGCCUGUUCCAUCCUAAACCCGUGCUCACAGGGCUGUUGCAGUCACUUUGGAUCGUGUGGAUUCGGCCCCGAAUUCUGCGGCGAUGGGUGUUUAGGUACUUGCAAUGCCACUGCAGAGUGCGGCCAGUAUGGUUCGACCGCUCUUUGUCCUUUGAAUGUCUGUUGCAGCCAUUACGGCUUCUGCGGCACCACAUCGGACUUCUGUGGUUCUGGUUGCCAGCAUGGCUGUGAGGAUCCUGAGGUCAAGACGUGUACAGCUACUCGAGAUGCCAGCACCCUGCAGAGAGUGGUAGCAUACUACGAACUAUUCGGCAUUGACAGAGCAUGUGACACGAUGAUGCCGGAAUCCAUCCCUGCAGGUGCUCUGACGCACAUCAAUUUGGCCUUCAUCGAAUUUGACGAGAAUUUUGAGCUUGUGGACACGGGAGGCGACAUCGUAGCGCGAGUGUCUAAGCUGAAAAUGACUUAUCCUGGCCUCAGAGUCAACGUUGCUAUCGGGGGCUGGAACUUCAACGAUCCGCCCACUGCGACCUACUUCUCUGACAUGGCAGCUUCACAUGAGAACCGUCAGACGUUCAUCAGCUCGCUAUCGGCAUAUCUGACGAAAUAUGGCCUUGACGGUAUUGAUAUCGACUGGGAGUACCCCACUGCCACAGAUCGUGGAGGCUCGCCUGAUGAUACAGAUAACUACGUUGUUCUUUUGGCCGAGAUGCGUGAAGCAUUCGAUGCAGUGAACCCGGGGUGGGACAUCACCUGCACGAUCCCCUCGAGCUAUUGGUACCUGCAAAACUUCGAUCUCCCUUCCAUGCAAAAGUAUAUAUCCUGGUUCAACAUGAUGUCUUACGACCUCCACGGCAUGUGGGAUCAGAAGAACCAGUAUACAGGAGCCUAUCUGCGGGGCCACACCAACCUUACCGAAAUUGACGAAGGAUUCAACUUGUUGUGGCGCAACGGUGUCGAACCCGAGAAUGUUGUCAUGGGUAUGGGCUUCUAUGGACGGUCUUUUACCAUGGCAGAUUCAUCUUGUUACGGUCCCGACUGCGAGUUCUCUUCUGCUGGCCUGGCUGGCGACUGCUCCAACACAGCAGGGAUACUCUACUACGCAGAGGAACAAAAGCUUGCGCUAUCGAAUAUCCGUAGGCUGACUGUAUGCAGGAACGUUGCGACAUACUACGACCCCGUUACUACUGUGAAGUUCAACGUCUACAAUGGUAACCAGUGGAUCUCAUAUGAUGAUGCCCAAUCCUGGGGUGAUAAGAUGGAGUAUCUUACUGGACACUGCCUUGGCGGAGUUAUGAUCUGGGCUAUCGACCAAGACACCGGUACAUACGACGCCUUGUCCGGACUGCUCGGCGAAUCCGCACUGCAAGGAGCGCUACUUCAAGGAGGCAGUCUUUCGGACACUCAGAAGGAGAAGCUUGUUGAUCAAUUCGCUGCCUACACUGGCCAAGACUGCUACGUGACAGAAGUCUGCACAAACGGCGAGCCUGGCCAGCUGGGCCCCGACCAAGUCUGCCCUUCUGGGUAUUCCUCUGUGUCAACCGCUCAUUCACCAGUGCAACAGGUUGGAAGAGACAUCAAAGGGGCCUGUUCAAAGGGCUGGUAUCGUCACAUCUGCUGUCCGACCAACGCUAUGCCCAAGAACUGCGAAUGGAAUGGUGCCCCAGUGCGUUCAGUUCUUGGAUGCUCGGGACAGUGUGGCUCUAACCAGUACCAACUAAACUCGGACACCUAUAGCGACGCUGAUGGUGACAGCCUAUGCUACUCAGGGAAGCGAACCCUGUGCUGCGACAGUGCGGAGAUCUUGACGCAAUGCUCCUGGACCGGCUGCCAGGGACCCACCAUUGACGACCCAGUCUGCCCUGAUGGAAGCACUUUGGUGACCUCAAGAUAUGACGACGGAAAUGGGAAGCUUUGCUCGGUAUCCAUGGGCGAUGCUGUGGGUGUCUACCAUUCAUUCGUCCAAGGUUUCUGUUGUCCCAACGACGAUGUACCGAGCAACUGCUCUUGGACUUUCACGGCUAAUUCAAGGAGCUCUGUGAACAUCAACGAGAUCGAGUGUAACCCUUCUUCAUGUCCAUCGACAAAGGUCCAGUACACAACGGCGCUUGAUCCACCCAAUCCAUACCGUGACCCGGAAGCGACUUUCAGCAAGAGCCGGUGUGACUCUUAUCCGCCCGCUGCCGGGUCAGAUCCUCAGUGGCCACUAUGCUGCGACCCUCCCGAGUCAUAUAACAAGAAAUGGCCCGUCGACCCAAGCUACCUCUGGGAAGACUACUACGAUUCUACAGGUGACGACGUGGAGUGGGCGUACCAGGACAAUUACGGAAACAACAACGACCAAAGUUCGCCUGACAGCGGAUACGGGGGCGAUCCGUACGGUUUUAUCAUGCUGGACGGUCCCCCAGGCUCCAUUGACAGCACAUUCUCGUCGGACUUUACUGUCACUCGGCGCUCUGAGUAUAUCGCCCCUGUGAAGCGCUCGGUCAUAACGACCAACCAGACCCUCAUUGACACAAACUUUGAUCACUCCGAGGAAACACUCUACGUUUUCUGCAACUACGUUGACACAUCUCCGCGCUGCCAAAGACUGUUCUUGAACGGCGCAGAAGACACCAUAAUCCGCCUCCCUGAUCAUGUAGGAGAGGGACCUUUUGCCCGUGUGGUGUCUAUCGAGCCCGCCGGGGACAGUUACAACCUUCCUGGCCACCAUCUCCGAAAACGCAAUUCCCAGGGCCUCCAGAGCACCGUACACAAGAUGGUGAUUGACUACAACUUCCAUCUCAUCAAGACACGCGACGAUGAGCCGAUCAAUAUGCGCGUCGACUACACUAAUCUCAUCUCCUACUGGGAUGAUGUGACCGACACUCCCGCUAAGGUCCGCCGUGAUCUUCAGGAUAACUCACACUUGACCUAUCGGGACUGGCGUGGAAAAGUCAGUUCGGCCAAGCAAGAACAUGAGCGCAUGCGUAAGAGGCAAACCGAAUUCAUGUCAUCUGGUUCAACGCAGUUCAACGCGACAGAUCUGGCUGAAGACCAGUCGCCUCAUGCAAAGCGAUGGUGGGGUGCCUUCGGGGACUGGCUUUCCAGGCUCAACACCAUUGAGCUGAGCAAUGUCGGCAAUCUGAGCCAGUAUCUCAAGAAGAGCGUACUUCUCUACCGAGCUUUCGUCGGCUGCUCUCGAACCAAUGCCCAGCUCAAUAUCUAUCUCGACACCGAAGUGGCUCUGGAGUCUACCUAUGCGUACUAUUUCUCGGGAACGCUGGUCCCACCAACACCGACAGCAACGUAUGCCUAUUUCGGCAUGCAGCCAAGCAUCUAUCUUGGAUUGACCAUCCAGGGCGGGGCACGAUUAGAGUACCAGUCUCCGCGACAGCCUCUGAUACCGACAAUAUCCUAUCCUGGGUUGGCCGUCAAGGGAAUUGCUGCUGUGGGUCCAACACUGGACAUCUACGGUCAAAUUGUGGGCGUAGUUCAGAUCAGUGGUACUAUGCAAGUGGGCGCCCGCUAUACCUUUGAGAAGGCCGAGGUCUAUUGGCCUCAAGACGACGAUGGUGAUGCCGCGUCAAAGAUCCAAGAUCUGCUUGGUAAUCCCGAGCCGGUCGACAGCGGCCUCGUCCCAGAAUUCCAGGCUUCCGUCUCGGCUUCAGUUGACAUUGACAUAAAAAUCACACCAGAAGCGCACAUUGGCAUCCAGGUUGGCGGUGGCAGCUUCAUCGGCGGCGUGUCGAUUGUGGAUGCCCAAAUCGUUGGGUACGUCAACAACACUCUCAGAUUCCACGCCGAUGCAACCGGAUCGGUCUCCACAACAGACGCGAGCGUAGCCUACAACUAUGGCGUCUACCUUCUUUACAACAUCGGUUACGGUGGCUGGGCAUCGAUUCCACUCUACAGCUGGCACAUGGCGGCACGCAAUCUCUUCGAUACCCCAAAACAGAUCACACUGUAUUCCAACGGUGAUGUGCUAUCAACAACAAACUCGAAGCGAGACGAGAUUUGGGCGAUACAUCAGCUGGAAGGGCGUGGUAUUCUCAAUGGUGGGAACGCUGAAGAGCUCAGUGAACCCGAAUCCGUACUGGCGGAGGCUCGAGUUGUGGGCAUGGAUGGAACCAUUCUUUGGUCAUCUGGGAAUGAGCUAAUCAACAUCACCGCAACUCCCAGCACUCUGCACACAAACCAGAAACGAGACUCAAGCUCGGAUGCCGAAGCUGAGGACAAUGAUCAGGUCGCCGGCUUCAGCCUCGGGACGUUGACGUGCCCCGAGACCUCAUGCUCUAGCGGGGGCAACGAAAAGCGAGCUUCAAACACCUGUGGUUGGGUUUUACCCGAUUUCCGCUACGCAGACAACUGCAACAUCUUCUGUGACCGUCAAGUCAACGGCCCUGGAGGAAAUCAAGUGGCACCCGGACUUUGCGCCAAUGUCCAGAAGUUCUUUAACAAGCGGUCACUUUCUAGUAACGGCCUUGCUCUGACGUGGGAUCCUGUGAACUCCACCCCUCGCCGCAGAUUUGCCUGCGGCGUUCCCAAAUCAAUGGGUACAAGCUUUUGCCAGGUUGACAACACUGCUCUCGCCCAGGUUGCCGGCGUGAAUGCCAACACCCAGAUCGUCUCGUGCGAUGAAUUUCCCUUCGCCUCCACCGAAGAGGGUGGCUCUUAUUUCGGCACCUUGGCCACAAACCCCACCACGGUCGCGACGACUUGCGUACCAGUAUGGCAGCAGACGCUCCAAGGAAACUGCAACUCUCUUCUCGGCAACUUGCAAACAAAUGUUGCCUAUGCAGAUGACCCGUCUGCCGCGCCAAAUUGGCAACAAUGGGGAAGCGAGACGAGUGCGCCCCCUGGGUGGCUAACCAACUCUGGUUGGCAACGCCUUGCCAAGUACCCAGAUACGAUCCCCCAGUCAGCGGGAAUAUCCACCGCGGAUCACGCAGCCAGCUUGGGCUAUUAUCUCAGACGGAACUUCACAAUGGGUUUGGCAGCGCCGUCGACAAGUACGGAUGGGGCUGCGUGGGGUGCACAACCCGCAUCGACUUGGUCGAUAAGCGGUGCGGGCCAAACUGAUGUCACCCAGAUUGCCUGCGCUGUAAACAUUUUCGGCCAGUCAGACAUUUACCAAUUCACUGGAACCCGCAAUGGGUAUUGCUACAAUGGAGCCACCAACUUCGCUCCUGGCUAUGGGCAAGUUCCAUCUUUCAGCCAAUGUACCAUAACUUUCACCGGGCCGGUCCCUUCACCAAACAAACGUGAUGUUGAGGGAGAAGAGAGCCACGAAGACAUUGUCGGUAUCUUUAAUGGUUGGGGCAUCAAGAAGAUUGACAUCAGUCAAGACCCCAACGACAUCAUCCUGGCCCCAGGCUUUGUGCCGGAUCCGGAUACGUUGAUGCCAUUGGAGGUUAUCCGGGGUGCACCGUCCAUGUAA